This is a messenger RNA of Drosophila eugracilis, 857 nucleotides long. Its product is annotated as transmembrane protein 186. The transcript has 2 exons. Gene Ontology annotation, cellular component: mitochondrion. The record is from RefSeq and is a predicted model, not a curated record. Lineage: Eukaryota; Metazoa; Arthropoda; Insecta; Diptera; Drosophilidae. Bases 161 to 775 code for a protein of 204 amino acids.
CGCUGUUUACAAGUACGUUAAGCAAUUGUGUAAGGCAUAUGGGUUAAAGACUAUAUAAUAAAACAUAAACAAACAAAAAGAGUCGAGCUAAAAGGACUUAAAAACAAAAUUAAAUUGUGCAAAAGGUUUUUUAUAAUUGCAAAUUAAAAACCUUUAUAAAAUGUUGGAGCUUGUAUGCAGGAUCUGCCCUGUCAGAUUGCCAUGGAAGAGUUGUAUGUCCUUAGCCAUUCAUCCGAUACAGAGACGCCGCCUCGUAACAGACACUGCCGGAAAAAGUAAGGCCCACGACAAUGAGGGAUUUACAGAGUGGCGGAUUCUAUAUAGAUUACCGGCCAUAAGAGUCGUGGCCGCAAUGAGCAAGCUUAAGAUCUACCAAGCGGUGCUCACGGUUGCCGGAACACCAAUAGUAUUUGGCCUUGGAAGCUCCGGACAAAUUAGUACAGAUGCACUGGCUAUUUACGGCGCCGUGGGAAUCUCUGGUCUGGUCACCCUCACACUCGCCAGUUACUUUGCCUCCAAUCUCGUCGGCCUCGUCUAUGUAAACGAGGAGCAGAAUCUGAUAAAGCUGGCCUACGUGGACUUCUGGGGACGUCGAAAGGAGGCCCUCGUAGACACCGGGGAUUUGCUGCCCAGCUGGGAGCAGGGUAGCCCAUCCCGACUGAGAUUCAUUUCACCCAUAUGCCUGCGCAGCGACCCUAAAAAGCGAUACAAACUGCUAAAUCGUUUUGGCCAAGUUAGUGACCCGCAACUGUUUGAGGGUCUUUUUGGAGAUUGAUAUAUACAAUAGUUUUAUAAAGUUCUUCUGCCAGAGAAAUCUAUUUGAUAAUAUCUGAAUUAAAAGGCAAUUGUAUAUUGUA